AAAGAGCAUUUACAGAUCUAAUCGUCUUAAUUUGAGUAGUUUUUAGUUGAUUUUCUGGCUGCCAUACCUAUACCUACCACUCCCGAUUCAGCCUCACAGCCGUCGGCAUCCAAGAGCGCAAUAUCGUUACUACAGCAAUGCUGGGACAAUGGACCAGACAAUGUAUUUGUGACCAUGCCCCAGCUAUUCCUGAAUCUCUCUGAUAAUGAGAAAGAGUGUUCUAUUGGGAUCGGUUACUUACUGCAAGCUAUCCCCGAGGCCUAUACUUCUGUGGUCGACCCAUUCAUCCAGGGAUUAGACUCAUCUGCCUUGUGGCGUCUCAGAUUCACUGUGCAGAGGCUAAUUAACUGGCUAGUAACCAUUGACCUACCUGGAAUAGCGAUCUGGAUUGUAGCUAUCAUGGAGAGCCUUGCUUCUCGUGGAGAAUUCAUGCUACUACGAGAGCUUGCGGACGAGAAUGCGUAUAAGAUCGCCAGGCAACUCGCAUUUAAAGCGCGGAGGAAGGAUGCAUUGCUAGUUUUGAGGUUCAUGUUACUUGGCUAUCAUCAUUCGCCUGUCCUAUUCAAUAAUAUUGUCCAAGGCCUCCUUCCGCUUGUUGCUAAGUGCCGGAAGACCUCAGAAGAUAUUACAUUUGCAGGCGAAAUUAACAAUUUAGCUCAGAUACUUUUGAUUCAUUUUGGGGACACAGACGCCGUUAGCACAAAAGUACAAAAAGCACGGGCAUUCCUGGACCUGCCUGUUGUUUCUAGAGCAGAAGCGCUGCAGACAAUGCAAGAAAACUCUUGGAAGAAGAGUCUUCAUAUACAAAACACCUCUGCAGGCUUCCGCCGCAGGCCAGCGUUUGCACAGCCUCUCGGGAAAGUUGGGUUAGUCAACCUGGGCAACUCUUGUUUUAUGAACAGUGCACUUCGUGCUCUGUUUUGUUCAACAGAAUUUAAGCAAUCGAUCUUAUCUGACACAUUAAAAGUCGAACCUUCCAAGGUUAUGACAACAAGGUUACGUGAGACUUUCAAUAACCUUUCGACGCCACGUCUUUCCGUCGUCACUCCAUCGGCUCUUUAUAAAGCACUUCCUAACUGGCUAAACGAUGGUCACCAACAAGAUGCUGCUGAAUUUAUAAAAAUUCUGUUUAGCCAACUGGAAGGUGAAGGUCCGAUCCCAAAAGAGGCACUAUCGUCUUUCCAAGGGACGGCUGUCAAUCAGAUUGCAUGCGGCACGUGUGGAACAGUGUCCUCUAACAAAGAGGAGUUUUACGACUUGACAGUGCCACUUCCACGAGCAGAUAUUGCUGAACUGCAAGCUCUCGUCGAUAUCUUCCCUACUAUCGAAAAGCUGAAUGACGAGAAUAACAACAAGUACUUUUGCGACAAGUGUAAAUCGCUUCAAGAUGCGACAAGGUCUACGAUUCUGGAAUCAGUACCAACAAAUCUGAUCAUUUCCUUAAAUCGCUUUGAAUUUGAUGUUGUGCGAGCACAGCGGAUCAAAAUCAAUACGCCUCUCCAUUUGUCUGAAAAUAUUAAUAUCAAGGUCCGAGAUGGACAAGAGGCCCAAAGUUACAGUUUGUAUGCAGUCGUCAUUCAUACAGGAGACUCUGCUAACCAUGGACACUACUAUACAUAUGCCAGGGAUAGCGCUGCUGUAGAUGUCGUUACUGCUAAAGAUCAAGAUGCCGCAACAUGGCUUAUCUACAACGACACUCGUAUUACAAUUUCGAGCUUUGAGGCUAUGCAGCAGUCUUUGGAAAGAAGCCGCGCAGAUACCCCAUACAUGCUUUUUUUCAGAAAAAUUUGUCAUAUCUCACCUAAAAAUGAGGUGACACAAGUGAUACGUGUAAAAAGAUCCGCUUCCAAUCUUUAGAUGUAAUUACAAUAACAAUCGCAAUAAUAACAAU
Molecule: messenger RNA, 1891 nt
Organism: Lobosporangium transversale
Lineage: Eukaryota; Fungi; Mortierellomycota; Mortierellomycetes; Mortierellales; Mortierellaceae
Exons: 13
Coding region: 175-1857 (560 amino acids)
Biological process (GO): protein deubiquitination
Cellular component (GO): cytosol; nucleus
Molecular function (GO): cysteine-type endopeptidase activity; cysteine-type deubiquitinase activity
Source: RefSeq, a predicted model, not a curated record